Cyprinodon variegatus (sheepshead minnow) is the source of this 857-nucleotide messenger RNA. RefSeq names its product protein tyrosine kinase 7 (inactive) (gene ptk7a). The annotation marks the transcript as partial. NCBI's taxonomy places the organism in Eukaryota, Metazoa, Chordata, Actinopteri, Cyprinodontiformes, Cyprinodontidae. The transcript is spliced from 2 exons. The record is from RefSeq and is a predicted model, not a curated record.
AAAUCCACUCCACCAGAGAUUGGGAAGUGGGAGGAAGCAGAGUUAGGAUCUGAGCGGUGUGAAUCUCGCUGUAGCAGCGGGGUGAAGGAGGUUCUGGUUCUGCGCUCAGUCGGAACCGCGCAGCGCGCUGGAAUGAGUGAGAGGAGCGGACAGCAGCUCUCCCUCUCUCAGCCACCUGGAAGUUUAGAGCCGCCUUCAAACUUUCGCCGGGGCUGCUCGCUCUGAGCUCAGUGUAGCUGGUCCGUUUGGUUCCUCCAUGGUCCUGCCUGGUUCUGGUCCAACCAGGUGAACUGCUGAAGCCGUUCGGGCUGCGGGGAGCUGCGUGGAGCUGCGGGGCUGGGCUACCUGUGCGCACACGGAGACUCCACUCUCUGUUUGACUCGACUGAGUUUUACGCGCUUCUGCUUUAGUCGGAGGAGCCGAACUGGGAUCCAUUAGGACGGUCAUGGAGCUACAGACAGGGGCUGGAAGCCUGCGGAGGGACGGCGGGGUGACCUCCAUGGUGACCCGGAGAGGAAAAGCCCCCCUAUGCGCUGCUGGACUCAUCCUCUGCUUCCAAGUUCUGUCCAUUCAGGCCAUUUCAUUCCAGUUCACCAAGGAGCCCAAGUCCCAGGAUGCUUUGCACGGCCGCAGCGCCAUGCUGCGCUGCGAAGUCAGCGAUCCGGCCAACAUCACGUACAUUUGGUUUAAAGACGACAGCCGUCUGAAAAACACAGAGAGGCGCUUUCAAGAGGGGAGCAACCUUAAGUUCAUCUCGGUGGAUCGACAGCUGGACGCAGGAAACUUCAGCUGCCGGGCGUCAAAUUCUGCUACUGGAGAACUUCUGUUGUCCACCACGGCCUCCUUCAAUAUUAAAU